UUAGCACGCGACAGAGUUUCGCUGAAUAAGUAUAACCGAUGACUUAAGUCGGCUCGUCAACCUUGCGAUCCAAAAGCUACUAGAAACACUUUACGAGUGACAGCGGCAACGUCAACAUCUUCCGAGAUUCAUAUAAGUGUUAAUACUGAUGACAAUCGGUGGUUAAAGUGCGCGAUUUGAAAUAAUACUGUGUCAUUAAUUUAAUUAGAGAGCAACAUUCAAAAAAUUUGUCCAUAAGUAUGGCGAAGACAAAAUCCACCGAGCAAGAGGAAAUAGCAGGAGGGAUGGGUUUCAAGGACAAACAGAAAGCAUUGGAUACACUAAAGGCUCUGGAUGGCCGCGACAUCAGUUAUCAGUAUCACGUAAUCACGAGCUUCGUUAGUCGCGCGAAAAGAACGUUGCAGAUAACGCGAGACGAAGAGAAACUAGCGAAUUUGCGAGACUCCCUGAAAGUAUUUGAGGAUUGGUUAACGGAUUACAAAACGAAUAAUAGAGGGAAAGAGAAUCUUGCAUACUUGCCGAUCGAAACGAUUAAGGCCUUCCGCGGUCUCGCGAAGAAAUACGACGUGUGGAACAAUGAGUUCUUCAGGGCGUACAAGGCUGAGAAGGGUGACUAUAAGAACCUGCGGGCAGCGAAAGUGCCUGGCGGAGACAUCACGUGGGAUAUUGAGAGGAACAGGCGUUUGAAAGAGAUUAUCGGGAAAAUCAAGGACGAAUACAUCCAAUGGUAUGAGACGGACAUGGGAGAUUUUCGGGGUUUCCCAACGAAGGAGCACACACAAUGCAUCGUACUCGCGUACAGUCCCGAUCCUUCAAAGUUGAAAAAAUUGAUGACUCAGGUACGCGAAAAAUUCGGCGAGGAUGAUAAUGACACGGAUAUCGAGGAAGAAGGGCAAGGCACUAAGAGAGCUCACGACAGCUCAUCGAGCAGCGAUAGCGAGCCAGAGAAAAAGUUCGCGAAACGUUCAUCGGAAGCUGAUGAGGAGAAUCAACGGAACGAAAAAUCGGAGAGCGCGCUAAGUUUCAAGGACAAGGAGAAAGCUUUGCAGAGCAUCAAGUCCUUGGAGGGCAGAGACAUGUCGUAUCAGUUCCAUGCGAUCAGCGGCCUGGUAAAGCGAGCCGAGAGAGUGAUAUCGUGCACGAAGGACAAGCAGAAGAUUAAGAAUAUGACGGAAGCCGUGGAGGUCUUUGAGAAUUGGAUCACCGAUUAUAAUGUAAACGGCCGGUCGAAGGAAAACUUUAAUUAUCUGGCAAUCGAUAUUGUGCGAGCCUUUAAACCUCUAGCCGAACGAUACGGUAUCGAAGACAACGGUUUCCUCGAGGUUUACGAAGAGGCGGACGGCGAUUACAAGAAACUCAGAUCUGUUCGAGUUCCAGAAUCGGAUAUUACGUGGGAUGUGAAGAGGAACGAGCAUCUACGAGAGUUAGUAGAUCGCAUAAAAAAGGAUCACGUUCAAUGGUUCGAUACGGAUGCCAAAUUCCGAGGUUUGCCUACCGCGGAACAUACACGAUGCAUUAUGUGGGGUUUCAGCCACGACGUUGCAAAGCUGAAGAAGCUCUUGCCAACAUUAAACGAGAAACUUGAAGCCGCUGACUAAUGUGGCUUAAUAAAUGUUGGAUUGUUGCCGAAUCGUUGACGAUUCUAUCAUAUUUGUAUUGUUACGUAACAAAAGAAAAAAAGAAAUGCCUGCUGCAUUACGCAUAUUAUAUUUUAACAUAUUAUUCAUAUGUUAUACACAAUUUGUCAUAUUUUUGCUAUAAUAAAUUUGUUUAUUUUAAUUGAUA
Messenger RNA from Cataglyphis hispanica, 1785 nucleotides. RefSeq lists its product as uncharacterized. The record is from RefSeq and is a predicted model, not a curated record. Bases 240 to 1598 code for a protein of 452 amino acids. NCBI's taxonomy places the organism in Eukaryota, Metazoa, Arthropoda, Insecta, Hymenoptera, Formicidae. The transcript is spliced from 4 exons.